AUGGGCACUGUGCCAGGCCCUGCAAUGUGUCAGGUUGUGCCUGAUCCUCCAAAGAACACAACAAUUGUGUCUGCUCCAUCUGGUGAAAUAGCUGAGGGAACUAGAGUGACUCUGACCUGCAUGAGUGAAGCUGACCCACCAGUACACACAUACACCUGGAUCAAGAAGAGUGGAGCUGUAGAACUGAAGUCAGGAAAGGAGAACACACUCACCUUCAGCAAGAUCCAUUCUGAGGACAGUGGAGAGUAUCUCUGUCGAGCAGACAAUACGAUUGGUCAUCAGAACUCUCCUGCUGUGUCAAUCAAGGUGUUAUAUCCUCCAAAUAACACAACAAUUGUGUCUGAUCCAUCUGGUGAAAUACCAGAUGGAGGUAAUGUGACUCUGACCUGCAUGAGUGAAGCUGACUGUUUCCAUGUGUCCUUUUCUCCAGAUCCUCCAAAGAACACAAGAGUUGUGUCUGAUUCUUCUGGUGAAAUAAUUGAGGGAAAUAAUGUGACUCUGACCUGCAUGAGUGAAGCUGACCCACCAGUACACACAUACACCUGGAUCAAGAAGAGAGGAGCUGUAGAACUGGAGUCAGGAAAGGAGAACACACUCACCUUCAGAAAUGUCCGUUCUGAGGACAGUGGAGAGUAUCUCUGUCGAGCAGCCAAUAGGAUUGGUCAACAGGACUCUCCUGCUAUGUUCAUCAAGUUUUCAUCUAUGAGACAUGACCAGACCAUAUUGAUAGCAGUUCUGGUUGGAGUGGUGCUCUCUGCAGUUGUGGGAUUGUUCUGUAUCAUAUGCAGAUUGAGGCAAUCUCAACAGUUGGCUACAAACAAUAACAAGACAUCAGGGGAAGACAGCCAGGAUGGAAACCAUGGCAACAACAUGCAGAUGAACCUGAACCCCAACACCACCCAACCUGAUGCAGUCUAUCAGAGCCUGAACCCCAACACCAUGCAACCUGAUCCAGUUUACCAAACCCUGAACCCCUACAGCCAUACAAAUUAAGUUUAUCACAAACCUAGCAGCAGUGUAUUCUGUUUUACACCCAGAAAUAUAAAGCAGAGUAAAUAUAGACCUUGC
Molecule: messenger RNA, 1068 nt
Organism: Alosa alosa (allis shad)
Lineage: Eukaryota; Metazoa; Chordata; Actinopteri; Clupeiformes; Clupeidae
Product: B-cell receptor CD22-like
Exons: 6
Coding region: 1-993 (330 amino acids)
Source: RefSeq, a predicted model, not a curated record